AUGUUUAUUCUAGGAAAGCUAUUCUUCCUGGCCCUCCUGGCCUUAGCUCACGGAAUGCCCUGGGACGAGAAUGUUCCUAAGAUCGUAGAAUUGGAUUUUAAUAACCAAGAGAGACGAGUGCCCGAUGAACGGUGUCCUACAAGCCAGUCACACUACCUCGUUCCGCAUGAAUACGACUGCACUAAGUUUUACUACUGUGAAUACGGUAUGAGAUGGGAGACAGCAAGAGACUGCGCCUUGGGGACCGAGUUCUCCUGCACCCUUCAAGUUUGCAUCCAUCCCACACUGGCAAAUUGUACACUACCCGGAUCACCGCCGCCCCCUACAGAAGAAACUACGACAAGCAACGCUCCAACUACAACGUCCACAACAACCACACUAGCGCCAACUUCAACCACUGAUGCACCUACAACAACUACUACCACAACAACAACUACUGAAGAACCAACAACAACAACUACAACUGAAGAACCAACAACAACAACUACAACUGAAGAACCAACAACAACAACUACUGAAGAACCAAUAACAACAACAACAACCACUGAAGAACCAACAACAACCACCACUGAAGAGCCAACAACAACAACCACCACUAAAGAGCCAACAACAACGACAGACUCACCAGAUACAACUACUGUAGCCCAAACAACAACGGCACCAACCAGUACCGCCGCACCAUCGCCUGAUUGUGACUGCCAGGCCACAUUGCCCAACGGUUGUCCAGCUAAUUUCAGCGUCUUCCAGUUAUUGCCGCAUGAAACGAACUGCUCCAAGUUCUACUAUUGCUUACGUGGAGAAUUAGUUGAGAAAGAUUGUCCAUGCGGUACACAUUUCAAUGCAGAGUUGCAGGUGUGCGACUGGCCCGCAAGCGCUGGUUGUGACCCUAACGCUGAUACUGGCAAUUGCGGCGGUGAAAACGGCGAUGGUGAUGGCGAUGGCGAUGGCAGCGAUAACAUUGAAUUGUUGCCAAACGGUUGCCCCGCUGACUUUGAUAUCCACAAGCUGUUGCCUCACGAAAGUGACUGCAGUAAAUUCUUCUACUGCGUCCGUGGCGAAAAGGUUGAACGCUCGUGUCCUGAGGGCUUGCACUUCAAUCCAACAGUUGAGGUAUGCGACUGGCCUGAGGCCGCAGCAUGUGAAAAUGGCGGAGGAAGUGGCGAUGGAAACGGCAACAAGUGCGAAAAUAGCUGCAACGUAUCGCCUUGGCCUCACGAAAGGGACUGCGACAAGUUCUGGAGGUGUGACGGCGAAAAGCCCAUCUUAACUGUUUGCUCCGAAGGUUUACAUUUCAACGCCGAGACCUACACUUGCGAUUUUAUCUGUAACGCAAAUUGCCAGCGAAGCAACAUAGAGGCUACUUCCUUGAACACGGGGUUGAAGUUUUUCAUACCGUGGGAAAAGGUUGAUCGUAACUUGGUCGGUGAAUACCUUACCGACUACCAAAAUGUUGCCACAUAG
This is a messenger RNA of Parnassius mnemosyne (clouded apollo), 1461 nucleotides long. The record is from the annotation of a GenBank genome assembly. NCBI's taxonomy places the organism in Eukaryota, Metazoa, Arthropoda, Insecta, Lepidoptera, Papilionidae.